CGAGCGACUGAAGGAUACGUUAGAGUCAAAAACAAGCAGCGUAUCGUAGUAGGUCAAAAAGUUUGAGGAAUCACCACUGAUAAAUCCUUGUCUAGACAAUGAACUGGACCUCUGGGGGAACGUAUGAAGUUCAGGAUUUAUGUGAUGAAGUGAUGGUUUGUGGAUUAGCUAUGGCAUUUUGUGAUAGGAAACAAAGCUGAAGUUGUUUCUGCAGAAUGUUGGAGUCACAAUUGUGGCUUUUAAUAUCUGGAGGUUUUCUUGGAGAAAAAUCUAGAAAGAAGUCACACAAAAUUAUUAAAGCUCAUAAUUUUAUGGAGAAAACAUUUGCUUUUUUUGAAGAUGACCGGGAGAAGCGGUAAAAACUUGUUCAAGUAUGUGUCUUUGCUUUUCAAAUACAUUUUAAGCAGCUCUUAGGGAUUAUAUAUGCAUAUCAAUGAGGAUAAUCUUGCUUUAAAAUUUCAUAAACAUUCUGAAAAUGA
Molecule: messenger RNA, 479 nt
Organism: Rubroshorea leprosula
Lineage: Eukaryota; Viridiplantae; Streptophyta; Magnoliopsida; Malvales; Dipterocarpaceae
Source: the annotation of a GenBank genome assembly